Linum trigynum is the source of this 444-nucleotide messenger RNA. Lineage: Eukaryota; Viridiplantae; Streptophyta; Magnoliopsida; Malpighiales; Linaceae. The record is from the annotation of a GenBank genome assembly.
AUGGCCUACAGGAGAACUGAUAUGGUUCCCGGCGGGGAGAGCGUAAUCACGGAGGACGAUGCCGCCGCCGGCAGCGGUGGUCUCCAUGAAUCAUGCACUAACGGCGCGCGCGUCAGGGAACGCGCUGCGGCCACCAUAAAUUAUUUCCGCGGUUCGAUCGAGGUGACGGUGAGGUCGGCGGCGUUGUUCCCCGGGCGGGAGUUGAGGAUCAGCUGCUUGGAGAGGGACACGGUUGGGGAAUUGAAGCAGGAGAUCAGGAGCAAGUGGCCCGUGUUCGUUAGGGACGACAUCACGCUGUACAGAUCCGCCGCCGACGGAGGACGGCCGGUGAAGAUGGAGGACGACGACGCCGCUUUGAGCGAGUAUUCGGUGAGUGACGGCGCCGUUAUUGAUGCGGAGUAUGCUAGGGCGGAUGGCUGGCAGCGCAUUCGUAGUAUGACUUAA